This is a messenger RNA of Myotis lucifugus (little brown bat), 1923 nucleotides long. Its product is annotated as leukocyte immunoglobulin-like receptor subfamily A member 6. Gene Ontology annotation, molecular function: inhibitory MHC class I receptor activity. Gene Ontology annotation, biological process: cytokine-mediated signaling pathway. Lineage: Eukaryota; Metazoa; Chordata; Mammalia; Chiroptera; Vespertilionidae. The transcript has 10 exons. The record is from RefSeq and is a predicted model, not a curated record. The coding region runs from base 1 to 1923 and encodes 640 amino acids.
AUGACUCCCACCCUCAGGGUCCUGCUCUGCCUCGGGCUGAGUGUGGGCCUCAGGACCCCGGUGCAGGCAGAGGCUGUGGAGUACCAUCUGGAGAAAGAGGGAAGCCUAGCACCAUGGAAAACACAGGAGCCACUGGAGCCGGGGGACAAGUUGAUGUCCUCCAUCACCCGCAUGACAGAGGGUUAUGCUGGUAGAUAUCGCUGUCAGUAUCGCAGCCCUGCUGGCUGGUCAGAGCGUAGUGACCCCCUGGAGCUGGUGGUGAUAACAGGUGAGUAUGAGAAGCCCUCCCUCCUGAGCCAGCAGGGCCCCAUCGUGGCCUCUGGACAGAACCUGUCCCUCCAGUGUCGCUCUGAUGUCGGCCUUGACAUAUUCAUUCUGCACAAGGAGCGGGGACGGGUCCAACCCAAGAGGAUUUUCCUGCAGAUCCAGACUGGGCUUUCUCAGGCCCACUUCCCCCUGGACACUGUCGCCCGCGAGCCUCCCACGGGGGCCGCCCCACGCUCAGGGCCCUGCUCUGCCUCGGUGAGAUGGGAGGGGGAGGGGAGCCCUGGUCUUUCAGGACCCAGGACUCAGGAGGCUCAUGAGGAGGAGGGUGCUGCUCAGGGUUCAGGGCAAAUCUCUCACAGGGACUCUCUUCCAGGGCUGAGUGUGGGCCUCAGGACCCCGGUGCAGGCAGGGCCUCUCCCCAAACCCACCAUCAGGGCUGAGCCAGGCCCUGUGAUUCCCUUGGGGAGCCCCGUGACCAUCUGGUGUCAGGGGACCCCAGGGGCUGUGGAGUACCAUCUGGAUAAAGAGGGAAUCCCAGGACCAUGGAAAAUAGAGAAGCCACUGAAGCCUGGGGACAAGGUGAUGUUCUCCAUCCCAGAAAUGACAGAGCUUGAUGCUGGGAUAUAUCGCUGUUACUCUCACAGCCCAGCUGGCUGGUCAGAGCGCAGUGACCCCCUGGAGCUGGUGGUGACAGGAUCCUCCAGGAAACCCAGCCUCUCAGCCCUGCCCAGCCCUGUCGUGGCCUCAGGAGGGAAUGUGACCCUCCAGUGUGGCUCAUGGGACGGGUUUGCCAGGUUCAUUCUGACGAAAGAAGGAGAUCACAGGCUCUUCUGGGCCCUGGACUCACAGCCACAGCCCAGCAGGAAGUACCAGGCCCUGUUCCCUGUGGGCCCCGUGACCCUCAGCUACAGGGGGACCUUCAGAUGCUAUGGCUGUUACAGAAACAGCCCCCAGGUGUGCUCAAACUCCAGCGAUGCCCUGGAGCUCCUGGUCCCAGGUGAGUCUGGGAAGCCCUCCCUCCUGAGCCAGCAGGGCCCCAUCGUGGCCGCUGGACAGAACCUGACCCUCCAGUGUCGCUCUGAUGUCAGGUAUGACAGAUUCGCUCUUCACAAGGAGGGGGGAUGGGACCUCCCCCAGAGCCUUGUCCUGCAGCCCCAGGCUGGGCUUUCUCAGGCCCACUUCCCCCUGGACACUGUGAGCAGCUCCCACGGGGGCCGGUACAGAUGCUACGGUGGAUACAAGCUCUCCUCUGAGUGGUCGGCCCCCAGUGACCCCCUGGACAUCCUGGUGGCAGGAUGGCUGCGUGACAGACCCUCCCUCUCGGUGCAGCCAGGCCCCAGGGUGGCCUCAGGAGAGCACGUGACCCUGCUGUGUCAGUCACAGAGCCCGAGGGACACGUUCCUUCUGUCCAAGGAGGUUGCAGCUGAUCUUCCCCUGCAUCUUACAUCAAAGCACCCAGCUCAGCAGUUCCAGGCAGAGUUCUCCAUGAGCCCUGUGACCUCAGCCCACGGGGGCACCUACAGGUGCUACAGCUCACGCAGCACCUCCCCCUACCUUCUGUCCCUCCCCAGUGAGCCCCUGGAGCUCCUGGUCUCAGGAGCAGCUGACACCAUCAGCCCAUCACAGAACAACUCAGACCCCAAGAUUGGUGAGUAG